AUGGAGCACUGGAGUAGCGAGAUCCAGAAUCAUGUGCACAACUUUUUCAAUCAUCGACAAGUGAAUAUUCUGGUGACAUCGGUGUUGAUCUUCGUAUCGAUCUACUUUUCGAUCGUCACCGCACUUGGGCAACACGUUUUUCAUCCAUUUGGAAAUGCGAAUGAUACACGAGCAGAUCUAUCAAUUGAUGUGGGUGGAGAGGUGGUGAAGUCGUCGAUGUCGCUAUUUUUCGUCAUCUCAUUGGGAUUGUUGGGCGGGCGACUAUUUUUCUACGUUCGUCUGCCGCCAUCGAUUGGCUGCCUCCUACUCGGCAUCGCUCUCCGCAACAUUCCAAUCAUCAACGAAUGGCUUUGGAUUCAUCCAACGUGGGAUCUCCUACUCGGCAAGCUUUCAUUCGCCGUCUUGCUCGUGCGUUGUUGUCUGGGCAUCGAUUUGUCAACGGUGAUCACGACUCCGGUGGUCCUGUUGGCGUUGGGCGGCUUAGCGCCACUCCUUGAGUCGACCGCCAUCUGCCUGGCUGCUCAUCUCAUUUUUGCGUUCCCGCUCGGCAUUAGUCUUAUCUUUGGUCUUCUCCUCGGUGCCACUUCGCAAGCUGUCAUCAUCCCAUCGCUGUUGAAUUUACAGAAUAAGAAUCUCGGCACGGAUAAGGGAAUCCCAUCACUGAUCGUUGCUUGUGCCUCUAUCGAUAACCUUCUAUUGGUCAUUUUGUACUCAGUGAUCCAGAAAUUCGUCUUCUCACCGGAAGCUCCAGUUGAGAUCAUUUUGGCAACGAUUGGAGAAGUGGUGGCGAGUGUGCUUGUCGGGAAUCUUUUGGGCUGGCUACUGUGGUGGUUCCCGCGUCGUGGUGACACUUACACGCAUUUGGCGCGAACGAUUCUCCUUGUUUCCCUCUGUGUCGCACUGUUGUUCUCGUCGGUUAGACUGAAUGUCGAAUUCGCUGGGGUGAUCUCGUUGGUGACCACGUGUUUGACGGCGAUCCGUAUGUGGCGGGUGGACAGCGAGAAAAAGACGUUCAUCGAGGAGAAAACGUUUGCCACUUUCUGGAAUCUCAUCUUUCAGCCGAUUCUUUUCGUGAUGUUCGGCAUGAAAUUUGAUAUACCGAAUACAAGCGGUCAAACAGUUGCCAUUGGGCUGGCAAUUCUGGGAAUCGGUGUCGGGAUUCGCGCUCUAGCCGUCAUUCUACUCACUCUCUGCUCGGGACUGAGUUUCGCCGAGCAACUCGUCUUUGUUGGAUCGUUUUUCCCAAAAGCCACUAUACAGGCUGUUCUCGCGCCAUCGAUCGUUUUGGCCGCUUCUGGAUGGUUGGAUCUUCUACCGUACUCGCAAAUGAUUCUCGCAAUCUGUGUGGUUUCGAUUCUGAUCACCGCUCCACUUGGGCAACUGUUUCUUGAUGUAUGCGCUCCACAAUUGCUGAGAAAGGAUUUUGUUCAAUCGUGUCCGGAUCUAUUCCAGGUGAACAUCACACCAUCUGGCGGUUAUUAUGGAAGUUCGAAAAUCGAUCAAGAUGGCUUUGAUCCAUCGCUGGGACAAGGCGGAUACGUGUCAUACAAUGAAUUGAAGAGUAGUCUGGAAAGGGAAAGACAAGAGAGACAACAACAAAGAGCACAGGAUAGUCAUCAAAUGGAGAACGUGUGGAGUGGAGGGAAUAAUGGAAUACCGAUCGAGGAUCAGGCCCGUGACUACGAGCGCUAUGUGGAUCAGAGACUCAAAAACCCCUCAAAUGCUCGUGACGAUCUGCCGGUGAUCGUCUCCUCUCCACCCCCGCAAGUCGAGCGUUUCCCCACUCCGUCUUUCAUGAAAAAACCACCUCCAUCGCAGAAUAGCCCGAGUUUUCAGCGAUUC
Mesorhabditis belari is the source of this 1842-nucleotide messenger RNA. The record is from the annotation of a GenBank genome assembly. NCBI's taxonomy places the organism in Eukaryota, Metazoa, Nematoda, Chromadorea, Rhabditida, Rhabditidae.